AUGAACUUUGCAUUCACUUUGUACACCAAACGCCCCCCAUUUGACUUUGACCUUGUGAUCCUCGACAUGUCCCAAGGUUUCAAUCGCUCGAGAAAUAACCUUUUGUUCUGCUCAGGUUUGGAGACGAUCCCAGCAGACGCCCUGGGAUGCUACAAAGUGUUGACGCCAGCAGGCCUGGUAGUCAGAAUGUACCACAUACCGCCGGGAGUCUUGGGCUCUUAUGUGCUUGCAAUGUUUUUUAACGUGGACGGCAAGCUUUCUUUACCUACUUUCCAUCCAGUCACACCAGCCCAGGGUGUAAAAAUGCCCCUCCGGCCCAGUCGUUUUUUGGUCGCUUGA
Molecule: messenger RNA, 339 nt
Organism: Protopolystoma xenopodis
Lineage: Eukaryota; Metazoa; Platyhelminthes; Monogenea; Polystomatidea; Polystomatidae
Source: the annotation of a GenBank genome assembly